CGUAAUCCCAGAUGGUACAUACAUGCGUAUCUCGGAGAAGAAUCGAGACAUUUGUGUAGCAGACGAUACGAUUAAUCGUGACGUGAGAAACAAAAGGGUAAAUUGCGCGCGGUCGUUUAUCGCGGCCAAUCAUCCGAAACGAGGAUCGCUGUCGUUCCUCGCGAACUUGUGCCCGUCACAGUUAUCGUUCCUAAUCGAAAUUGCGAUCGUGAUUCAUUAGCGGGGCGUUAGUCUGCAGUGUCUCGACAUUGCGCAUCCGUCAAGAUUGUCACGCUCGUUGACAUUUCGCUUUCCGCCGUUCACCGAUAUCGGCCCUUUAUCGGAUAAAAAAGGAAAACGCGAAAGUUAAAAACAUGGUGCAUCGUUCGCAGUAAAAUGUGGAACCGCGGACUUUUCAUCCGUCGAUUUCAUCCCUUCGCUUGCUAUUUAUGGAGCAAGAUUAUUAUGGACGUAAAGUAAUAUCAAGGAUGGAAUAAGUUGAAAGCUGGAGAGCAUCAUGUAUCUACGCCGCACAAUUGUCUAACUGGGCUUGGCUCUGAGUUACAUGUCGUUUCUUUGCGCACAAAUGCCAAGAUGUUAGACAACACUGCUAAUAUGGAACUGAAUAAUGUGGGAAGCAACAGAAGUUCUAUAUAUCUGGCACUAUCAUUUCGAAAAUUAUGUCUGGUAACAGUUGGCUUACCACUUGUAUCAUUGUUGUUUUGUUUCGUUACGGCAUAUAUAUUCCAACAGGAUGACAUUCACGAAACUCAUUGUAGGGUCUAUAAUAUUCUUCCAUCAAUCUCAGCCAUUACUGGAGUAUCUCCUCAGAGGUAUCUAUGGCGUAUCAGCAUAGCAUUACACAUUGGACCUAGACUGAUUAUUGCCAGUGUUUAUCAUUCAUAUUAUUAUAACAUACUUAAGAACAUUGAAGAUGUGCCUCUAAAAAUUAUGGGAAGUAGGCUCCUAAAUUUAUGCUAUUGGCUAAAUAUUGCCGAGGUAGCAGCUUUGUGUGGUGUAACAUACAUUUCUAACAGGGAAAAUUAUUCGGUACACGAAAAAAUUUUCAUAGUGUUCAUGAUUAGUUCGCUCACAUACAUGCUGAUUGCCGUAAGAUUGGGUCGCCUAGUAACUCCAAAUGCACAAAGCCUUCAGUACAAACAGAUGCUUUUUAUGACAAGUCUCGUCAGUACAAUUGGUCUUAUUAUCUUCUUCUUGAAACAUCGGCUGCUGUGUCACGAUUUGGCAUUUAGUUGGUUCUCGCUAUGUGAGUAUGUGAUAGCUUUUGCAAAUAUGGGAUUUCACAUCACUGUUGUUUUGGAUUUUCCAAAAGAUCAACUGGUCGUAGGUCACGAUUUACCUGCCGCGAAAAUAGAUUAACCUUUUAAGAUAAUUCGUCAUUCUCAUUGUCAUAUUAAAGUGCCUAUUGCCUCUGCAUGGAAGUGCUAUAAAUCAUGGUUCUCAAGAGGUAAACAUUUGGCACAAUUCACAAUACAUAGAAUCAUGAUUAUCUCAGUUUUAUGAUAUUUUAUAAAAUUACAAUGUGUUCUAUUGUUGAGAUUAAUGUAAUUUGCUUCUCAUGAUCUUUAAAAAAGCAAAAUACUUUACACAUAUGUAAGACAA
Molecule: messenger RNA, 1602 nt
Organism: Camponotus floridanus (Florida carpenter ant)
Lineage: Eukaryota; Metazoa; Arthropoda; Insecta; Hymenoptera; Formicidae
Product: post-GPI attachment to proteins factor 2-like
Exons: 5
Coding region: 574-1359 (261 amino acids)
Biological process (GO): GPI anchor biosynthetic process
Cellular component (GO): endoplasmic reticulum membrane; Golgi membrane
Source: RefSeq, a predicted model, not a curated record